Messenger RNA from Arvicola amphibius (Eurasian water vole), 834 nucleotides. Its product is annotated as lipid droplet-associated hydrolase-like. Gene Ontology annotation, cellular component: lipid droplet. The record is from RefSeq and is a predicted model, not a curated record. Gene Ontology annotation, biological process: lipid storage. Lineage: Eukaryota; Metazoa; Chordata; Mammalia; Rodentia; Cricetidae. Gene Ontology annotation, molecular function: lipase activity.
AUGGACUCAGAAGUUCAGGAAGAAAUCCCUGUGCGCGAGGAAUUCUUUUUCUGUGGUGGAGUUGAAACCCAGAUUAUAAAAUGUGGUCCCUGGACUAACCUCUUUGAUGAACAGAGUGUCACCAGGCCGAAACUGCUUAUCUUCGUUAUUCCAGGCAUUCACUCCUUUCUGUUGUUCCCCACUAUUGAGCGGAUGGCUGAGACGCCCAACGGCAGAAUUGCCACUCCGCUUCUGUGCUGGUUUCGAUAUGUGCUCUAUGCUACCGGCUACUUAGUACUUAAACCAUGUCCAGAAAUAAUAAAGUCCUUCCUAAUCAAAAAAGCCCUUGAAAAACUGAGCUUCACCUGUGAAAUUCCGUUGGAGAACCUUCUUCAGCCAUUCUGCCUGGCGAAUGCUGCCUACCUCGGGAGCCAAGAAAUGAUCCAAGUGAGAAAGAGAGAUGAUGAAGCCAUUAAGGAACUUUUACCUAAGCUCACGUUUUACUAUGGUAAAACAGAUGGCUGGUGUCCAGUGAAGUAUUAUGAAGACAUGAAGAAAGACUUCCCAGGCGGGGAUAUUCGACUCUGUGAGAAAGGAAUAUCUCAUGCUUUUGUCCUCGGUUUCAGCCAAGAGGUGGCUGCCAUAGUUGCUGACUGGAUGAAUAAUAAACUGCCCAAAAUAUAAACACUGGCUCAGGGAAAACACACCUACAUUGAAUACAUAGAAGCCGUAGGUAUGCCCUGCUUAGCGGUCAUGUUUAAUCUAAAUGCUUGAAAAGGACAUUGAGACCCUCGGCUACAGACAACCAGCACUCAGCUCCCUGUGCUAAGACUGGAGUGAGCACAGUUGAUGACU